Messenger RNA from Aplysia californica (California sea hare), 5102 nucleotides. Its product is annotated as CCR4-NOT transcription complex subunit 4. Gene Ontology annotation, biological process: protein ubiquitination. The coding region runs from base 135 to 2861 and encodes 908 amino acids. Gene Ontology annotation, cellular component: CCR4-NOT complex. Lineage: Eukaryota; Metazoa; Mollusca; Gastropoda; Aplysiida; Aplysiidae. Gene Ontology annotation, molecular function: metal ion binding; ubiquitin-protein transferase activity; RNA binding. The record is from RefSeq and is a predicted model, not a curated record. The transcript has 20 exons.
CAUCCUCAUCCGGGCAAUUUAGGUUGACGCAUGCGCUUUAGCAUUAGUGUCGUCGUUGAGAGCUUCACAGGAAAAGCUGAGAAAAAUUUCGGAGUUCCACACAGUAUUGCUUUCUACUUGCUGUCCAAUCAAUAAUGUCUGAUGAACCAGCGGAAUGUCCUUUGUGCAUGGAAGCACUUGAGAUCGAUGAUCACAGUUUUUUCCCUUGCACCUGCGGAUAUCAAAUUUGCCGGUUUUGCUGGCAUAGAAUUCGCACAGAUGAGAAUGGUUUAUGCCCAGCUUGUAGGAAGCAAUAUCCAGAGGACCCAGCAGAAUUCAAACCUCUCACUGAAGAUGAAUUGCAAAACAUCAAGAAAGAGAGGAAACAAAAAGAUGUGCAAAGAAAGCAAAAAGCUGCGGAGAACAGAAAACACUUAGCCAAUGUCAGGGUUGUGCAAAGGAACCUGGUGUUUGUGGUAGGUCUGUCCCCUCGACUUGCAGAUCCUGAGGUGCUAAAAAAGCACGAGUAUUUUGGCAAAUUUGGGAAGAUUCAUAAGGUGGUGAUAAAUCAGAGUACAUCGUACGCAGGCUCCCAGGGUCCAAGUGCGAGUGCCUAUGUUACUUAUGUGAAACCAGAGGAUGCUCUCAGAGCGAUUCUUACUGUGAACAAUGUUCAUGUAGAUGCGCGCACGUUAAAAACAUCCCUAGGAACUACUAAAUACUGCAGUCAUUUUUUGAAAGGCUCCCAUUGCCAAAAGAAUGACUGUAUGUAUUUACACGAGUUGGGAGAAGAAGCUGCUAGUUUUACUAAAGAUGAAAUGCAAGCAGGGAAACAUCAAGAGUAUGAACAAAUGCUGAUAGAACAGUUUUUGAAUGCUCAAAAUUCUGCAAAUAAUCACGUCACUGCUCAUACAAAAUUGAAAAAGUCUACGUCUCCGCAGUCUAUAGAGAAUUCCGACGUGAUUCCAUCGUUGAUGGACAUGACAGGUGAUAUCAAGCACUCGCUCCCCUCGUCGGGUCCAUUGUUACCCAACCCUGGCGGGGCGGGCAGUCAGAGCCAACAGAACUCGCAGUCGUCGGGCUGGCCGCUACUGGAGUCGCCCGCGGGCUCCCCGGCCCCGGGCGGUGGCAGUAAAGGGGAGAGUUCCUCAGGUUCCAGCUGUAGGGCCCAGUCGAGUAACGGUAAAAGCCAACACAGAACGGGCACCCCUCCGGAGAUGGGAGGCGGUUCCAGUAGCAGGGCCGUGGGGGCGGGCCGGCAGAGGGGGAGUAGCGGUGCCGUCAAUGGUACAAUGGAGGAAAAUCAUAUACACAGUAGUAAUAACCCACCAGGUGGUAGCAAUAGCUCAUCAGUAUCCCCGAGUGGGGAGCGGGAGGAGUUGUCCCCCCUCAGCAACGGGCCGGCCGUGCCUCCUGCCCGAGGUCUUCCACUCCCUACACCGCCCACGAUCAGUUCCAGCAGUCAGCAACAGCCGCAGCCACCCGUCUCGCCUCGGUCUGCUGCUGCCGCUGCGUCUUCUGCGUCGUCGUCGGUGACCAGCCCACCUGCCAGCCUCACCCCACCCUCUGCCCUAGUCAGCUCCCCAAACACAACGCUCGGUAUUCAGGGGCAGAGUUCGUUGCUUCAACAUCCGCAUCAGUCUGGAGAUCCUGUCUUAUGCGGUAUGGUUGGUGCUAUUGGGUCUAACAGAAGGCCAGUUAUGUCCGAAGCCAAUGGUGCCCAAGGUCUUUCAUUCUUUGGUAAUAAUCUGCUUCCCCCAGGGUGUCCUGCGCGGCCCCAGCAGGCCCCGUCACCAAGUGCAUCAUCACAAGAAAUGCCAAAUGUUUCGUUGCCAAAUCCAGAGAUGGCGGACUCCUUGCCGGUGUCCUCCAGCACAGACUGGUCCGCUGCCUUUGGGUUUAAAAGCAAAGACUUGCCUCCAGAUGAUGAUCUAGGUUUCGAUCCGUGCGCUGAAUCAUUCAAAGGCCUGGCAGAUCUUAUAGAGAAGGAGAACGGCAUGCACCAACAACAGAGUCUACACCAGCAGGCGGCCGGGCCACACCUCCAGGGCCGGCGGCUGGCCUCUCCCCCACACAGUACCGGCUUCCCCGCACACUCGGUGGCCCCAACAGCACACCAGAACAAUACUCAGCCUCCUCUGAGAAACCUGCCCCCGGGCUUCUCAAUCUCCCAUAUACAGCAGCAGCAGCAGCAGUUGCAGCAACAACAACAGCAUUUCUUCAGGCCUGCAGAGAUUGGGAGCUCGAAAAUGUUAGAACUUCUCCCCCAGUUUGCCCCCGCCACACAGCAGCGGUUCCCUCCCCUACACAGUUACCCCAGCAUGCCGCUGGACCUUCACGCACAGCAACAGCAGCAACAGCGUGAACUGUACAAUAUGAAAGACAUGCAGGAGCAGCUGCGAUCAAUGCUUCCAAACAUCAACAUCAGUUUUGGUUCAGUGCCACACCAACAGCAGCAGCAGCAGCAACAACAACAACAACAACAACAACAACAACAACAACAGCAUCAAACCCAGCAGCAGCCACAGAUUCCCAGUUCCAUGCACCACACACAUCAGAGCCAGCAUUUAAACAAAAGUUGGCCUCUGUCCAGCUCUCCCGAUUCUCCGUGGAAUGAUCCAGCCAUUUUGACUACCAGUCAGUUUUCAGAUCCUGCAGCGGGUUUGUUCCCGGAGACCGCUCCUCACUGGCUCAAGUCUCUGCAGCAACUGACAGAGUCGGACGGCCCCUCCCACAGACUGCCCUUUGUCCAGCAGUUCCCUCUGGCUGGAUCCGGGGGCUGGCCCCCACACACACGCAACCCCCCGCCAGGCUUUCGCGCCCCGGGACUCCCCAGCCAACAGACCACAGAUUCUCACCAGAUGGCAGAAGUGCUCCAGUAGCAGAUGAUGAACACAAGUGGCCGUAAAGCGUGCAAGCUUCUUGCUCAAUUUUUUAAACUAUCGGCUACCUUUAUCUUUUACGUAGAUCAGAACUUGAAAGAAGCGGUGUUCCCCCUUUUACUUUUGACAAAGAUUUCUCAUAGUUUUCAUCAUGGAAUUUUCCUUGCAUCCUCCACAAGGUCACAACAGUUGUAAUGUGAGCAAACCCGUGCUCAGGGAAUAUUAUUAUGGAUAGCAUAUUGUAGCUGUGGUCAUUGAUUCAAUGUGUUCCUUGUAGCUCUCUACAAUUGUAUUCUUUUGUAUCACUCGUUCGAGCUGAUGGCUUUGCACAAUAAACAAAAAAACCCACCCCUGCGAAACUAGUGGGUUCUCUGAGGUCUCCAACUGCUGGGACGGGGACAGUGGCAGAAAAAAAAGACUUAUUUUGAAUCUGCAGUUCCAAAUUUAGACAUUUCCUCUUUUUAUUUCCAUAAUCUCAGGUCGUUGGAAAACUUGAAAUAGUGUGGUUGAAGAGAAUUUGUGCUGUAAUUGUUGCUACAUAAAAGGAAUGAGUUAAGCACCCCACAAGUCAAUGUGAUAUCUCGAGAGCUGUCGGAUUUCUUACAUGUAUGUAUUGCUUUUAUUAGUGUUUGUGUGAGAGAAGUUGUGCUGAAGCCAUAGGCAGGUGUAAGGGGUGGAAGUCUGUAGAUGUAAGAACAGUUUUGCCAUGAGAAUGCUUUAGCUUUUGCCUUGAUAGUGUAAUUCGGUUUGCUGAUAGAUAAAGUGGGUUGAAGAGAGAUAUAGAAAUGAAAAGGGGGAAUCAAGCCACAAUGGUUAUGUGCUUGUAGUUCAGAAGAUGCUUUUAUGUCUGAUUAUGAAUGCUACACAGGUGUGAUUGUCAGCGAGGUUGUCAGAAUUUCAGAAGUGCCUCUUCUGUAGAGAUUUCUGUUUUAGCACUGGGAUGGGGCUCCCUCACCCCAAAUUUGCAGACAUUGAUAUUGAUGGUGUUGGGCACAGUUGGGCCAUCUCCCAGGAAGCCUAUUUUACUGGAGAGGCUAAAAACUUUGUAAUUAAUCUUAUCAAAGACUACUUCAAAUCAAAUUUCAUGUCGAUAUUUCAUGCCCUUCCAAAUGUUGGAAUUUUUGCAUCAUUUUUCGAGAUGAUUGUGUUUGACCCUGCUUUACAACAUAAUCAAAAGUUGAAUUUGAUAAAAUAUUGGCAUGCGCCGGACACCAUCAAUAUAAUACAUCCUUGAUCUAAGUGCCUCGUUUUUGCCGAGGUGGUUUCAGAGAUCUUGUGUGCCUUGUGGAGGAUGCAAACAAGUCAUUAGGAAGAUGUCGCCUCAUAAGGAAGGUAUCGCCUCGUUGAGGAGGUAUCGAUCACCUCGUCAAGGUGGUGUUGGUCUGCUGUACUUGUGACCUGCAGUUGCCAUAAAUAUAUCAAGUUAUGUGAACCCUGUCAAGUUGGGAUAAUUUGACGGCGUGCAGACUCUCUUCUUUUACAGUAGCCUACCUAGGUAUGGAAAUAUUGCUUUAAUUGAACUUGCGGGAUUAUAUUAUCAUUUUAAAUCUGGUUUUUACGUUUCUUUUACCAGAACAGGAUCAUUGACUUGAGACAUACAGCACAGUGAACAUGGCACCUCAGUUGGGUGAACUAGACAUGAUAUCGUUUGGUUCCAUAGUAACUUUAUAAUAUAAAACCAUUUUAUUUUUCAUUUCCCCCUACUUCCUUCAAUAUUCGUUCCUUUUUGUUCCCCCCCCUGAUUAUUGAGACAAAUUUCUGAUCUUCUCGAGUCUCCGUAUAGCCUAGCUCAUUUUUUUCUGUGAACAGUGAAGUACCAUUUUGUUAUAUAGUUUCAAGUCUGGUCAAUGUGGAACACAUUUACUAAUUAAUCAUUAACUUAAUUUGAACCUUUUUCUGUCUGUGAUGAAAACAUAGCUGCACUAAAUGAAAAGAUUUCAUCUUCUUAUGAUUGUAUGGAUACAUAUUAUGACUCGGGUGUAGAGUCCCAAAUGUCCACUACCAAUGGGUUAUGCACAUUCACACACACACACACACACAAACACAAAUACAUGCACAUGUGCACGCGGGAGGAGGCGUGUUCCCUGUGAAGCAACAGUGGCUUGCUGUGAGGCGGAGCUAUCAAACACAUACAAGAAAAUCCUAUUUAUCCUUACUACAUGUUGGUGUGGCUAUGACAGCUUGGUCUUGUGUAAAGCAAGCAGUGAGACUGACAAUAAAAUGAAAUGCAGUAAGAAUGUC